AGAGAGAGAAAGAGAGAAAGAAAUGAACAGACAGACAGACAGAAAGCGAGUCUGUCGGCUCUGUGUUCCGGGUGUGUAGGCUAAGCGACCGCGGAGAUUUAGUGAUUAUGUGAAGCUUGAAAUAAUCCUCUUUACUCAGAUAAAAUCACUCUGUGGCAGAGAGGAGGAGGAGGAGGGGCGGUGAAAGAGAGAGAGAGAAAAACCGCAACCUGCCUCGGAAUCCACUGACAGUUCCGAAAUAAAAACCAAAAAUAUAUAGAUUUAUACAGAGAGAGAGAGAGAGAGAGAGAGAGAGAGAAAAAGAGGAAUAGACGGUUUUGUUCCUCGAGCGCAAAAGAAACGCUCGACAGACGUCAAAUAAAGAAGAAAGGAGUGGAUUUAUCUUAUUUUUUGUAAAAGUGUAUUUCUUAACUUUUUAAAAUUUGUUUAUUUAAAUUUGUUUUGACGACAAAGACACUUUUUUUCAACAUGAAAGACAGACUGGACCAGCUGAAAGCGACCUGCGACACGGAUGACGUGGAGGAUGUUGAAAUAUCUGUCGAUAACGCGGCCUUUAUGGAUGAAUUCUUCGUACAGAUCGAGGAGAUCCGUACCAACAUUGAUAAGAUUGAUGAGAAUGUGUCGGAGGUGAAGAAGCUCUACAGCCUCAUCCUGUCGGCCCCGACCUCCGAGCAGAAAACCAAAGAUGACUUGGAGAGGCUGACGGUGGACAUCAAGAAGCUGGCGAACAGCUCUCGAAACAAACUGAAGAGUAUUGAGAAGAACAUUGAAGAGGAUGCAGAACGCUUGUCAGCCGAUCUGAGGAUAAGGAAGUCCCAGCAUUCGGUCCUCUCCAGGAGGUUUGUGGAGGUCAUGACCAAAUACAACGAAACUCAAGUGGAUUUCAGAGAGCGAAGCAAAGGGAGAAUUCAGAGACAACUGGAAAUCACUGGUAAAAGCACCACGGAUGAGGAAUUGGAGGAGAUGUUGGAAAGUGGGAGUUCAGCCAUAUUCACAGCGGGGAUCAUUGAGUCCAACAUCUCGAAGCAGGCUCUGAGUGAGAUCGAGUCGAGACACAAGGACAUCGUGCGGCUGGAGAGCAGCAUCAAGGAGCUGCAUGACAUGUUCGUGGACAUCGCCAUGCUGGUGGAGAACCAGGGUGACAUGGUGAAUAACAUCGCGGUGAACGUGUUGAAGUCCGUGGAUCACGUGGAGACGGCCAAGGCUGAGACCAAGAAAGCCGUGAAAUACCAGAGCCGUGCGCGCAAGAAAGCUCUCAUCCUGGCUCUCGUCCUGCUGCUCUCACUCUGUGUUCUCGCUUUGAUAAUCGGCCUGGCCGUGGGGCUCACAGCCACACAGAGAGGGAGCCAGCCUGCCUCACCCACUGCCCCCAGCUCAAACUGAUCAUAAUCAUAGUGGUCCUGGUGGUCCUUGCUCUGGUCAUUUUGGCCAUCAUCCUUGGCACAACCCUGUAGUGACCUCCUGCUUCCCUCUUCCCGAGUCCUCCAAUGAGAAGCUCCCAGGGGCGGGACUUCCUGUUGCCUUACCUCCCCCUGCCCUCCUCUCCCUGGCGGUCGUCUUCCCAGGAAUAAAAACCUCACUUCCUGCCACGCCCCCCUGCUGACCUCCACUGCCAGUCCCGGAUUCAGCCAAUGGAAGAAGCACACUCUUAAACCCCUGCCUCUCGCCAAACCUAAUUUCCUGUUCCUCUGCAGCCAAUAGGAGACCACAGAAAUGCUCUACCUGCAGCAGUGGAUCGCGCAUCAUUUCCUGUGGAUCUCUUUUUAUAUUUAGCUCCCCCCCCCCCCGCCACUGCCCACCAAAACGACCUCACUUCCUUUGUGCCUUGUGGAUUCAACCAAUCUGAGAACCAGUUUAAAAAAAUAAAUAAAUAAAAUUGCUUCCUGUAUCGGAAUCCUCCCCACUUCCUGCUUCCCCCUGGAUCUGAACCAAUGAGAAGGCUGAGAUCCCUGUGAGUCCCCGCCUUCCCUUUUCCUGCCUUGCUUUUUAAGCCAAUCACAAGUUGCCAUUUCUGAACACUCCGCAGUCACGUGACUUUCACAAGCCAAAUAUUGACCUCUUACCCUUUUUUAUUACUGAGUUCAUUAAGAGCUUCUGCUAACUGUCCAAGUGCCUUGUGAAAAAAAACACAUUGAGUUUUGAAGUUUUCAGUCUGUGUUCAUGAUUAAGUUCGCCCUUAAUCUCUGUGAGAAUGUAAUAAACUAACACAGACACCAAGAAGAAGGGAUUAUAUUGUAGCGUCAAACUGAACAGGAUUGUGGGGCUCUGUCUGUCUGUCUGUCUGUCUGUCUGUCUGUCUGCAGCUUUAAUGAAACUAAACUCUUUUCAGAAUGUAGUAAACUAACACAGACCCCAAGAAGAAGGGAUUAUAUUGUAGCGUCAAACUGAACAGGAUUGUGGGGCUCUGUCUGUCUGUCUGUCUGUCUGCCUGCAGCUUUAAUGAAACUAAACUCUUUUCAGAAUGUAGUAAACUAACACAGACACCAAGAAGAAGGGAUUAUAUUGUAGCGUCAAACUGAACAGGAUUGUGGGGCUCUGUCUGUCUGUCUGUCUGUCUGUCUGUCUGUCUGUCUGUCUGUCUGCAGCUUUAAUGAAACUAAACUCUUUUCAGAAUGUAGUAAACUAACACAGACCCCAAGAAGAAGGGAUUAUAUUGUAGCGUCAAACUGAACAGGAUUGUGGGGCUCUGUCUGUCUGUCUGUCUGUCUGUCUGUCUGUCUGCAGCUUUAAUGAAACUAAACUCUUUUCAGAAUGUAGUAAACUAACACAGACCCCAAGAAGAAGGGAUUAUAUUGUAGCGUCAAACUGAACAGGAUUGUGGGGCUCUGUCUGUCUGUCUGUCUGUCUGUCUGUCUGUCUGUCUGUCUGUCUGCAGCUUUAAUGAAACUAAACUCUUUUCAGAAUGUAGUAAACUAACACAGACCCCAAGAAGAAGGGAUUAUAUUGUAGCGUCAAACUGAACAGGAUUGUGGGGCUCUGUCUGUCUGUCUGUCUGUCUGUCUGUCUGUCUGCAGCUUUAAUGAAACUAAACUCUUUUCAGAAUGUAGUAAACUAACACAGACCCCAAGAAGAAGGGAUUAUAUUGUAGCGUCAAACUGAACAGGAUUGUGGGGCUCUGUCUGUCUGUCUGUCUGUCUGUCUGUCUGUCUGUCUGCAGCUUUAAUGAAACUAAACUCUUUUCAGAAUGUAGUAAACUAACACAGACACCAAGAAGAAGGGAUUAUAUUGUAGCGUCAAACUGAACAGGAUUGUGGGGCUCUGUCUGUCUGUCUGUCUGUCUGUCUGUCUGUCUGUCUGUCUGUCUGCAGCUUUAAUGAAACUAAACUCUUUUCAGAAUGUAGUAAACUAACACAGACACCAAGAAGAAGGGAUUAUAUUGUAGCGUCAAACUGAACAGGAUUGUGGGGCUCUGUCUGUCUGUCUGUCUGUCUGUCUGUCUCUCUGAAGGGAUUAUAUUGUAGCCAGGACUUGGGUCAGGUCAUUGUAAUACACGAUCGACGGGGAGAGCGGUCGACAGUUGCCAAAAGAAUCCAAUCGCUGUGUCUCCCGAGCGUCACAUGAUUACUUGACCUGUGCCAUGGUGUGUUUUUUUAAUUUUUUAAUAUGAACACUUAUUUUUUCUUGAUAAUUUGACACAAGCACAGAGAAAUAGAAAUAGACAGCUUUUACACAGGCAUGAAUUGCAGAGCUAUGACGGGGUCCUUCCUUUGAGCUUAGCAAUACACACAGUUACAAAGUCGUUUUCAUCUCUUUAUUCUUCUCCUCCUCCUCCUCCUCUCCUCCAGUCCUCUCCUCUCCUGUCCUCUCCUCCUCCCUCUCCCCCUCCUCCUCCUCUCCUCCUCCUUCUCCUCCUCUCCUUGUGUGUUUUUUUGCUUCAGUCGUUCUGAGCGUUUCUGGCUUCUGUCGCUCCUCCAGUAAAUCGAGUUCAUCUGAGACUCUAGCUGUCAGACAGACUCCCGCGUUCCUCUCAAAUGACCUGACCUCGUGACCUUUCAACUCCGGUCGGUUUUCUCAGGGUCUUAAGAUUUUUGCCUGUUUUUUUUUUUUUUUAAAUCUGUUCAGUUUCUUUUCGGUAUUUGUGGGUCACGAUUUUAAAUUCGUGAGUGGAGAAGAAACGGAGCGUCUGGGAAUCGAUCAGAGUGAAGGGAGAGAGGCGGAGAGAGAGAAAAAGAGAGAGAAAAUUGCCUUACGAAAUUAUUUAGUUUAAAUAUAAUGUCAAAAAUUAAAUAUAAUGUCAAAAAUAAUGUCAAUACCUGAUGUAAUGCCCCUCCUCUGCACUAGGGGGCAGUCUACAUAAAUAAAUAAUUUCAAUGUGUUUUGGAAUGAUGUAAAACAUGUUGGUGCUUUUAAUAUUUGUGGAGAUGGUUGAGAUUUAAAACAAAAUAUAUAUAUAUAUAUAUAUAUGAAACUUGAUCUCAAAUGAAUCUUUUGACGGCGUCUCAUCUAUUUUAUAUAUUGUAUUUGUGUUUAAAUUAUUUCGGAUUAAAAGCUUGAUCAAGUACUUUAA
This is a messenger RNA of Acipenser ruthenus (sterlet), 4507 nucleotides long. Its product is annotated as syntaxin-3-like. Gene Ontology annotation, cellular component: SNARE complex; synaptic vesicle; postsynapse. The record is from RefSeq and is a predicted model, not a curated record. Lineage: Eukaryota; Metazoa; Chordata; Actinopteri; Acipenseriformes; Acipenseridae. Gene Ontology annotation, molecular function: SNARE binding; SNAP receptor activity. Bases 469 to 1383 code for a protein of 304 amino acids. The transcript has 11 exons. Gene Ontology annotation, biological process: synaptic vesicle fusion to presynaptic active zone membrane; exocytic insertion of neurotransmitter receptor to postsynaptic membrane; intracellular protein transport.